Messenger RNA from Cloeon dipterum, 1941 nucleotides. RefSeq names its product probable G-protein coupled receptor Mth-like 3. The transcript has 6 exons. Gene Ontology annotation, molecular function: G protein-coupled receptor activity. The record is from RefSeq and is a predicted model, not a curated record. Gene Ontology annotation, cellular component: membrane. NCBI's taxonomy places the organism in Eukaryota, Metazoa, Arthropoda, Insecta, Ephemeroptera, Baetidae. The coding region runs from base 219 to 1661 and encodes 480 amino acids. Gene Ontology annotation, biological process: cell surface receptor signaling pathway.
GAUACCCAGCAGGCAACAAAUAAUUAUAUUGAUUAAAAAUUCGGCAAAAAAUAACGGUUAAAUUACGAUUUAUUUACAUAUAGCAAACAAUGAUUUAGUGAAAUGAGUGAAACAUGAAAGUCUAAAGCUGUGCUUGUACUUGGACCGGAAAUAAGUGGUGAUACGCGAUUACAGUUCGCAUCCUCAUUAAAAGUCACACUCUGCUUUUCGAAAGAGAGAUGAAAGCAAGUAUUUUCGCCUUUUUGCUGUUCAUUGGCCAGUCAUCAGCUAAAGAUUUCUGCAAUGAAAAACUCCGAACAUAUGUGACGGAAGCCGAGGAACUGAUAAACGGCACACUCUUGACCACCGAUGGCGAACAAUAUCCCAAAGGCACCUUUUGGAAAGAGGAAGAAGGAUUCUGGUGGGCCUGUCCCUGCCUGCUACACCCCUGCAUACGAGUUUGCGAUCAUGCAUUCGCAACAGAAAUCUUUCAAGUUUUAUUAGAAGACGCGCCUGCGCCUAUCCCGUGGGAUGAAAUCUAUUAUGCAAAUAAAACUGCGUCCAGAGGGAGAUUCAAAUACGUACACGAGGCGGUGUGUGAAGACAUUGCAUAUUUUUUAGACAAAGGUACAUUCAAAAUACUUGAUAAUGGAGAACUGGAGUUAGAGGGCCAAGAACAAAAUUUGGAUGCCACGCAUUACUGUGUUCACCAUGUGGAGGAAAAUGCUGCUCAUGUAAUCCAUUGCAUAGAACCAGAGGAAUAUCAUCCACCUUUGAAGUUCAACCUGUAUCCUCCAUUUUUCAUACUGAGCUCAAUUUUUCUGCUUUUGACCAUCUUGGCAUUGGUCCUCACCCCAGAAAUCAAGUCGUUUCACUCAAAGUGUGUGGUCUGUCACUCUGCCUGUCUGGUGGUUGCUUUCAUCGCCUUGACACUAAAUUAUCUGCACGGCAACCCUGAUGAGAGAGUGCUAUGUGUUACGAUCGGAUACACUGCACUUUAUUCGUUCCAUGCCUCCGUGUUUUGGCUAAACUCUUUGUGUGUUGACAUCUUCCUUAUUUUCAAAGGGGUCGUUCGCACUCGAGGUGGUACUCGCUUUGUGAAGUUUACGGUCUACUCGCUUGGAGCUCCGAUGGCCAUUACGAUUGUUGCUCUGAUUUUCAAUCUGAUAAAUGACGAAGACUCAAUAUUCAACUCGAGAUUGGGAGAAAACUCAUGCUGGAUGGAGGAUGGCAGUUACGCCCUGUGGAUGUUCUUUCUGGGACCAACUCUAAUGCUGCUGAUGGCUAACUUGGCCUUAUUAUUGUUUACCGCUAGUGCCUUUAACGUGACUCGCACGGAGCCGGAAUCGGUGCGCGCCUUGAAGAAAACCAUGCAACAGCAAGAUUCCAAUGUCCAUAAUAUGCAACCCCGAUGGUUGUACGUCAAAUUAUCAGUACUGGUCGGCUUUCCCUGGAUCAUUGAGGUCCUUCACCCUAUUGUCGGUGGUGCCGACGCGUACUGGUAUAUCCCGGAUGUUCUCAACGCCUCCAGGGGCGCUUUUGUCUUUUUUCUCUGCGUGGUACAAAAUGAGGAAGUUAUGAAAAGCUUAAGGGGCACAUUUUGGAAGCAGCGAGGCGAUGGAAGUUUGGAAGCUAAUACCAGUAGUUCGGAACCUGCAAAAUUGGCUGCAACUCAAGUUUAAAGAACGUCUUUGACGAAUUUUCUGAGCAUACCAUUUCGAUUCUGGAUAUUUUCCCGACCAAAAUGUGCAGAAGCACGACGACGUGUGAAUUAAUCAGUUGUUGUUACCUUUUCUCACUAUUUUUUUCCUAUAAAAAAGUCGUUCAUGUGAUGAUAAUGUGCAAUGCGACUUUUGUAUAUGUUUUUAGAGUGAGAAUUAACCGAAUAUACAAACAAACCCUCUACACUCCACACUCUCCGAGAAUAUCACUGCAGAAUCCACAAUAAAACUGAUGCUUUUA